Molecule: messenger RNA, 1249 nt
Organism: Malus domestica (apple)
Lineage: Eukaryota; Viridiplantae; Streptophyta; Magnoliopsida; Rosales; Rosaceae
Biological process (GO): protein methylation
Cellular component (GO): nucleus
Molecular function (GO): protein methyltransferase activity
Source: RefSeq, a predicted model, not a curated record
UUGUGUCGUCGCUAGCGACAGUACAAUAGCACAAAACUCAUAGAGAAGCAGAAGCCGGCGCCUACAGACACUAGACUCGUCGUGGAAGAAGCAGGAAACGAGUUUCACAUUCCUACAGCGGAUAUUUAAGAUGGAAGGAGGUGGAGGAGGAGGAGGAGGAGGAGGAGAAGACGACAUAGUUUGCUUGGACGAAUCUUUCUUCAUCGAUGACAAAAAUCCCAGUGGUGAAUGAAAUGGUGCAGUUACCAGCUGACCACCUUCAUAUUUGGAUCUCAAGUUAUCGAGCUUCUUUGCCUCCACUCUGCUUCUACCGAUUUUGAUCUGACAGGGCAAUUGGUAUGGCCUGGAGCAAUGCUGUUGAACGAUUACCUUUCAAACAAUGCGGUGCUUCUGCAAGGAUGCACUGUUUUGGAAUUAGGCUCUGGGGUCGGUAUUACUGGAAUACUGUGCAGCAGGUUCUGCAGCAAAGUUGUAUUAACAGACCAUAAUGAUGAAGUUCUCAAGAUCCUGAAGAAAAAUAUAGAUCUGCAUGCAUCUUCCGAGAAGUCUAACUUUUGUUCUGAAUUAGUCGCUGAGAAACUCGAAUGGGGAAAUUCGGAGCAGAUCUGCCACAUUUUGCAGACGUAUACAAAUGGAUUUGAUUUGAUUCUUGGAGCUGACAUAUGCUUUCAACAAUCGAGCAUUGGUUUGCUUUUCAACACUGUGGAAAAACUUCUUCAAGCUAGAAGGGAUGGGCAAUGCAAAUUCAUACUAGCCUAUGUAUCCCGAACGAAGACUAUGGAUUCGUUGGUCAUUAGCGAAGCUUCACGGUGUGGGAUGCAGAUAAAUGAAGUAGUUGGGACUCGUUCUGUUGUUGGAAAUCUUGAAGGAGUCAUCUUUGAGGUGACCCUUAAAAAACAGCAUGAGUAACUACAACGUUCACAUUUUAUGGGUGACAAAUCACGAGAGCUUCACGUGUAUUUUCUUCCUUUUCAUGUUCAACCAGAAAUGGAUAAUUCAUUCUGUAUUUUGCCUCGAGAGAAGCUUGCCUAUGUUUGGAUUAUACAUUUUCAGUUUCCUUGUAAAGUUUUCGUUUCAAAUAUAUUCUGCCAAUGGGGUCGGAUGGAAGUAAUCUCGUUCGUUGGAUGAUGAUAUGUUUCCAAGUAUGCUUUGCUUCAUUGCUUGUAAGGACAGGUCUAAUGUUUGGGGAAAUUGCCUGGCUUUGCUAGCAAGAGGAAUCUAAUGCAAAAUAUGUUUUAUGUUUAGAGCU